AUGGCUUCGGCGCGCAUUUUGGUAGGGUCUGUACUCUACUGGCUAGCUUGGCUUCCAGCUGUCAACAGUCAAAGCAUAGCGGCCUUUUAUACCGAUCAAGCCAUUCAGAUUGGAGCCCAAAACGCAAAAACGGGCAAAAUUCUUUAUAGCUCCUGCAACAGCGUAGGCACACCUGUAUUCCCAGUCGAUAACCCAAAUGUGCUCUCAACCAAGAGAGCCCCGAGGAAUGGAACAGCUUUAACUAUGGCUGGCUGGUUUGAUACACAGAAGAUCACGGCAUCUAUCUUUUAUCAGUCCGAUAACGGUGACAUCGUCAAUGGUUACUACGAAUGCGAUCCGUCGAGUGGAAAACUUAUACGAAAAGGCGAAUAUGCCAUCUCUGAGAUAGCAGCGCUUGAUUCCGUCCACAAAUUCACUGGGCUCAGGGUGGAGCUUCUGGGCAACACGCUUGGAUAUCGCCUUUUCUAUCAUGACGAAAAACGAGUGGUCAAAAUCUUAUCCUAUACUCCCGAAACGAACUGGAUUGAUGCAGGUGUUGUCUCGCCAGACCCUGUGGUUGGCAUGGGCCUUGGAUCACACCAUAGAGGAAAAGGAAACGUUACAGUAACCUUUCCUCAAGGAUCAGACAACUUAAUGGUAGCUCAGAAUUGGGAUGAUGGUCUGUACCAUCUCGAAAGCCUACCACAACCGUUGAAUGGGACAUUCACAAACGACACUCAAGCCUUGGAAAUCGAAACUGACACAUCAAAACCCGAGUUUACAUUACCGUCUUGGGACGCAGAAAUUGUUUCGAUAGGCACUUCAGUCGAUAGCGCCCGUGCUAGACAUAUUUUUUACAUUGGGACAGACAAAAGGCUCCAUGAGCUUGUUCAACAAGGUGUUGAAUGGAAUUUGGCUGCCAAUGAGUCGCAAAAGGUCUGGCCGACCGCGGAUACAUCUAGCGCGCCUUUGGCUGUAUCGUAUCAACAGAGCCGGGGCGAAACCUGGGUGUAUUAUCUGGUGAAUGGCAGCAUUGUCGAAGCCUAUAGAGAUGGUUCCGGCUAUUGGGAUGAUGCUAAGACUCUCCCUACCCAAUCGGCAAACGCUGCUGAUGGGGAUUUAUCGGCAGGAGAUGGCGACUCCAAGAAGAAUACCGAUGGAGACGAGUCAGAUGCAAGUGUACCUCACAGCCUGACUGCUGGUGCAAAGGCAGGUAUUGGUAUUGGUGCUGGCGUCGGCGCUCUCUUGGUCGCUGGCUUGAUCUGGUCCCUGUUUAGGCGCCGUAGCAAAUCCGCUCCUGCUAAAGGCAGCCCACUGAAAAAAGAAUCAGACAUCGAGCAAGAAGGAAGCUUGAAAGACAACAAGUUCCGAGUUUCUGAGAUGGCUGCUGAAAGCCAACCUCUGUCGUCUGGUUAUGCUCCUCCGCCAAAGUAUGAAAGCCCACAGCCGCAGAUGAUGGACAACCGGACUCAACCGGCAGAAUUGGCUAGUCCUACUAUGAUCUACGAGAUGCCUGGGAAUCCUGGCUCGGCGGGAUUGAAGAUGUGA
Fusarium venenatum is the source of this 1527-nucleotide messenger RNA. RefSeq lists its product as uncharacterized. Lineage: Eukaryota; Fungi; Ascomycota; Sordariomycetes; Hypocreales; Nectriaceae. The record is from RefSeq and is a predicted model, not a curated record.